This is a messenger RNA of Stegodyphus dumicola, 2981 nucleotides long. Its product is annotated as excitatory amino acid transporter 2-like. The record is from RefSeq and is a predicted model, not a curated record. Gene Ontology annotation, molecular function: neutral L-amino acid transmembrane transporter activity; L-glutamate transmembrane transporter activity; glutamate:sodium symporter activity. Gene Ontology annotation, biological process: L-glutamate transmembrane transport. Gene Ontology annotation, cellular component: plasma membrane. NCBI's taxonomy places the organism in Eukaryota, Metazoa, Arthropoda, Arachnida, Araneae, Eresidae.
GGUUUGUUGCCAUCAUAACGUUUCCGGCCACGAAGGGGUUACGUUUGUUUGGACGAUCAAGGCGGAUAUUUUAAUUCGUAUCUUUUUGGGUAUACAAAUCUAUCGCCUUUUUUGUAAACAAAUUCCAGGUCACAAAUCAUUCAGUGCAUUGAAAUUUUUGCUUCUGUAUGUGCCACUAAUGCUGGAUGAGCAUUUAAUUUAAAAACAAUUACGAAGGGGUUGAGGAGUAGUAGUGCUGCUUAAAGAUGUCCGCAGAUUCCAAGGCCGACGCCAACGCUAAAGUCCCAAUGAUGGGCAGGUUAACAGAAGCUCCCAGACAAAAUCCCAUAAUAAAAUGGCUACGAACGAAUCUUCUGCUCAUGUUGACGAUCGCAGGUGUACUUCUCGGAAUCCUGGUGGGUUUUCUGGCCCGGUUAGGAGAGUACAACGAUGACGUAGUUGAACUUGUCCGAUUCCCAGGCGACCUCCUAUUGCGCAUGUUAAAGAUGCUUAUUCUUCCUCUUAUUAUCUCAUCCAUGGUGUCAGGUCUUGCUCAACUGGAUCCCAAAUCCAGUGGUAAAAUGGGUGCUAGAGCGCUGAUUUACUACUUCUCAACUACCAUCCUGGCUGCAGUUGUGGGCAUCGUGUUGGUUCUUAUCAUUCAUCCUGGCGAUCCUUCCAUCAAGGUAAAUGUUGGCAUUGGAACUGAAGAAAAGAAGGUUUCUACUCUUGAUGCUUUCCUAGAUCUCAUAAGAAAUAUGUUCCCUGAGAACUUACUGCAAGCCUGUUUCCAACAAGUUGAGACGAGUUAUACUAAAGCGAAACCUAAAAUAUUGAACGUGACCGGUCUAAACGAUUCUGUGAAUAUUGGAGAAAUUCUCAACGAAACUCAUUACAUCACCAAAAGGGAGCUGAUAUAUAAAGACGGAACAAACGUUUUAGGAAUAAUUGUCUUCUGCAUUGCUUUCGGUCUCUUUGCCGGCAACAUGGGACCAGACGGUCGCAUUAUGGUUCAUUUCUUCGUCGUUCUCAAUGAAAUUGUUAUGCGAAUUGUCUACCUCAUCAUGUGGUAUUCUCCCAUUGGAAUCAUGUUUUUGAUUAUAGGAAACAUCAUGGAUAUUGAAGACUUGGCUGUUACUGCCCAGCAGCUAGGCUUAUAUAUGUUAACUGUCAUCGUUGGUCUCCUUAUACAUGGUAUUAUAACAUUGCCAGGAAUAUAUUUUCUUAUCACGCGAAAAAACCCAUGGACAUUCUUCAAAGGUAUGCUUCAAGCUUGGGUGACAGCGCUUGGUACGGCAUCUAGUGCUGCUACGCUGCCUAUCACGUUCAAGUGUCUGGAGGAAAACAACAAUAUCGAUUGUCGGGUUACGAGGUUUGUUCUACCAGUCGGAGCAACAGUUAAUAUGGAUGGCACUGCUCUGUACGAAGCUGUCGCCGCGUUGUUCAUCGCCCAAAUGAACGGUAUCGACUUGUCUGCCGGAGAAAUUAUCACAGUGAGCUUAACUGCCACUGCCACUGCUGCCAGUAUCGGAGCUGCCAGUGUGCCAAGUGCUGGUUUAGUGACAAUGUUGUUGGUUCUUACUGCUGUUAAACUACCGACUCAGGACAUUUCUAUGAUCCUUGCUGUCGACUGGCUCCUCGAUCGAAUCCGUACAUCUGUUAACGUUCUCGGAGAUGCUUUUGGUGCCGGAAUUGUUUAUCACUUGAGUAAAAAGGAAUUAGAUGAAAUGGAUGAACUCGCUGCACGGCAGGAGGUAGAAAUGCUGAAUCUUCGAAAGUUCUCCAUCUCUGCAAGAGGUACCGGUGAUAAAGAUCACUCCAGCAACUUCAGAGAAGAGAGUCAAAUUUAAAAUGUACAAAAUUGUAAGCAAGUUUUGAAAGAUAGGGAAACAAAAAAAUUAAGUGUUGUGUUUUUAUUACUAUUGUUAUUACUGUAUUCCUUAUCUCGAACACUGGUUGAAUAAUGCAAAUGCAUAGCGGAGAGAUCUGUGGCAAAAAGGUUAAGUGACAUAAUUGAUCUUAAGAAAGGAUUAUAAGAAUCUUAAGAAAGAUCAUAAGGAUCUUAAGAAAACCUACGAUAUUUUGGGUCACUUAUAUAUUAAGAGAUUAUAAAUAACACUCUGUCAGUUGUUUUUCGUAUUUUUCUCACAUGGUUUGAUUGAUAUAUCCACUCUUCUAAAUCACAGUCUUUAAAUUAGCGUUUAUAAUCCGUCUAAUGCUGCCAUCUAUCACCCUUUAUUGUAAUCAUUUCAUUGAGUCCAGAUCAUGACUAUGUAAGUAAAUCUUUAAUACUUUUUACAUAUCAUACUCUUGCAAAAUAUUUCACGCAUUUUACAAUAUUGUUGCUCCUUGUGAUGAAAAAAAAAAAAAGUUUUACUCUAGCUGGUCAGUUGUGACAAUAACAAAUGUAUUUAUAUUAUAUGAUAAAUUGCAGUAUAUUUGGAUAUUAAAAUUGCUUAAGAAAGUUGAAAAUUAUUUUUCUAAAGUAAAUUUAAACUUUCUUUAUCAUAUGUAUCUAUUAUAUGUGUAAAAAACACUUGAAUUAAGUGGUACAUUUUAACACUUUCUUAAACAAAUCUGAUUCUAAAAUCAUUUAUCUGUAAUAAAUCAUUUCAGAGUCUAAAAUGAAUUUUAUGAAACAAAUAAUAUAGAAUUUUUUAAUUUAUACCAAUGUUAACUUUUUUUUGCAAUUUUAAGACAUGAUAAUUUCAAAUAAAACGUUCUUUUGUAAUUCUGUCAGGAAAUUUCAAUAUUUAAUAUUAAAAAAAAGAUAACUAACAGCAUGUAAUUUUUAUCUAGAGGGAGCAUGUUUUUAAUAAACAACUUUAGAAUCAUUUCGUACGUGAGUAUGCGUGUAUUUUUCAUAUUCAUAUUCGAAUCUGUAAAUAAAUUUAGCUGCUGAAACCAUUGUAGAAGUAAAUUAGUCUGUAUAUUUCAUCUGUUGACCAAAUAGUAAAAUCCAAAAAUGCUGUCACAUUUUUUAAAUAAAUAUUUUGCUUCAA